Prosopis cineraria is the source of this 1951-nucleotide messenger RNA. Its product is annotated as pectinesterase-like. The transcript has 2 exons. Gene Ontology annotation, molecular function: pectinesterase activity; pectinesterase inhibitor activity. Gene Ontology annotation, biological process: cell wall modification. The record is from RefSeq and is a predicted model, not a curated record. Bases 85 to 1806 code for a protein of 573 amino acids. NCBI's taxonomy places the organism in Eukaryota, Viridiplantae, Streptophyta, Magnoliopsida, Fabales, Fabaceae.
CGCUUGCCUCCCCUGAAGAAACAGAGGUAUCUGAAAGGGGGGGAAGACAAGUAUCCUUGAGGGUCACCUGGAAUAAUUAAAAAGAUGAGUGGGAAAGUAAUAAUCUCUGCAGUUUCCCUAAUCCUCGUCGUGGGGGUUGCCAUCGGCACCAUCGUGGUGGUGCACAAGCAGAAUGGCGAUUCUGGUCAAAUCUCUUCCCAUCAAAAUGCCGUGGCUGAGAUGUGCCAGAACUCCGACGACCCAAAGUUUUGCCAACAGACUCUCAGCCAUGUGAAUGACACCUCUGACCCAAAGGCUUUCCUGGCCACCGUAGUGGAAGCAACCACCAACAGCGUCAUCAAGGCCCUGAACAUGAGCGACAGGCUCAUCGUGGAUCACGGCAAUGGCCAGAAUGGCGUUAAGAUGGCCCUUGAGGACUGCAAGGACCUGCUCCAAUUUGCCAUGGACAGCCUCCAGUUUUCCACUGACUUAUUACGCAACGACAUCAAAACUGUUACCGCCCAAACCCCAGACUUUAGGAACUGGCUCUCCGCCGUCAUCUCCUACCAGCAGGCCUGCAUGGACGGCUUUGACGACAACAACGACGGCGAGAAACAGGUCAAGUCACAGUUGCAGCAGCAAGGGUUGGACGACAUGGGAAAGAUAACCGGCAUAGCCCUGGACAUGGUCGCCAAUCUGGCCAAGAUCCUUGACAAGUUCGGGUUGCACCUGGACGUGAAACCUGCUUCCCGCCGCCUUAUGGAGGUGGACAGCGAAGGUUAUCCCACAUGGUUCUCGGCUUCCGACCGCAAGCUCUUGCAGAAGAUGCGGAGGGGACAUCAUGUGAAACCCAACGUUGUGGUGGCUAAGGAUGGCAGCGGCAACUUCAAGACCAUUGCAGAGGCCAUCGCCUCCUAUCCCAAGAACGGCCUAGGGCCAAAUGGCAGAUACGUGAUCUUCGUCAAGGCAGGCGUAUAUCCAGAGUACAUCAUCGUCCCCAAAUCUGCAGUGAAUAUCCUUAUGUAUGGUGAGGGAGCAGCCAAAACCGUCAUCACCGGAAACAAAAACUUUGUGGAUGGUGUCAAGACAAUGCAAACAGCUACCUUCGCCAACACUGCAACUGGGUUCAUCGCCAAGUACAUGUCAUUUGUGAACAGCGCUGGUCCUGAGAAGCACCAGGCAGUGGCACUGAGGAACCAAGGAGAUAUGUCGGCUUUCUUUGAUUGCGCCAUCGUGGGUUACCAAGAUACCUUGUACGCUCAAACCAAUCGCCAAUUCUACAGGAACUGCGACAUCUCUGGUACUAUUGACUUCAUCUUCGGGGUGUCGCCGACAUUGAUCCAGAACUCUAGAAUCGUUGUGAGGAAGCCACUGGACAACCAAUUCAACACAGUGACGGCAGACGGGACAAGCCAGAAGAAUAUGCCCACUGGAAUUGUGAUCCAAAACUGCGAUAUCGUGCCAGAGCCAGCUCUCUUCCCUGUCAGGUUCCAAUUGAUGUCUUACUUGGGAAGGCCAUGGAAGGCUUACUCAAAGACUGUGGUAAUGGAAUCCAGAAUCGGUGAUGUCAUUCACCCCGAUGGAUGGAUUCCUUGGGAGGGAAGCAUGUAUCUCGACACAUUGUACUAUGCUGAGUACAACAACGUAGGACCCGGAGCUAAUGUUCAAAGAAGGGUCAAGUGGCCAGGUUACAAGGGCCUGAUCAGCAAGAACGAAGCUGUCCAAUUCACAGCCGGCCAAUUCCUCAAGGGUGGACCCACCUCCGAUUCUGCAGUUUGGUUGAAGGCUCUUCACGUUCCUUUUGACCUUGGCUUCACCAAGCCAUGAUUAUCCAAUGCAUGGUCACGUUAACACAAACAAAGACACGUGUAAUUAUUCCUGAUGACCACGCACAUACCAACUCGUGUGAUGCUUGUGUUAUUUGGCCAUUUAAUGAGAUUGCAGAGGCCCACGGGGCUCGUUCUUUUUAUUA